This is a messenger RNA of Gopherus evgoodei (Goodes thornscrub tortoise), 2754 nucleotides long. RefSeq names its product acid phosphatase 7, tartrate resistant (putative) (gene ACP7). The transcript has 14 exons. NCBI's taxonomy places the organism in Eukaryota, Metazoa, Chordata, Testudines, Testudinidae. Bases 286 to 1599 code for a protein of 437 amino acids. The record is from RefSeq and is a predicted model, not a curated record. Gene Ontology annotation, molecular function: metal ion binding; acid phosphatase activity.
CUUCCGCCUCUGUCCCGCAGCACCGGCUGGUUGGGCUGCGGAGGGAGCCCGGUGCGUGUAUCGAGCUGGCCGGGCUCAGCUCUUGGAGGGCAGCGGGGGAGCCUUGGCCGCGCGGGGGGCUGCGGAGCGAGGAGCUGCCUGGCCUCACCGCUCACGUAUCAGGCUGUGGAAAUCAGAGCCGCUUGGCGCUGACUCAGGACAACGGGAGGAUCUGACCCGCUCACAGGCCAGCGCCCCACAGCUUUCGUUUCCCCGUCCCUCUCCCACACAGCCAGGAAGAGCAGGAUGAGGAUGGAGCCGCACGGCUGGCUCUGCCUGCUCUGCCUGGUGCUCCCCUGGCUGCAGUGCCAGGGCACGAAACGCACCCAACCCGAGCAAGUGCAUCUCUCCUACCCCGGCGACCCCACCGCCAUGACCGUCACCUGGACGACCUUCGAUCCAGCCGGCUCCAUCGUGGAGUUCGGCCCCGAGCCGAGCAGGGCCUUCACCUCCUCCGCCAAGGGCCACGCCAGCCGGUUUGUGGAUGGCGGGUGGUUGCGCCGCAGCAUGUUCAUCCACCGGGUCACCCUGCAGGGCCUGGCCCCUGGGCAGCGCUACGCUUAUCGCUGUGGGAGCCCGCUGGGCUGGAGCCGGCCCUACAGCUUCCGGGCUCUGCAGAAUGGCACCGACUGGAGUCCGCGCCUCGCUGUCUUCGGCGACAUGGGGAACAUCAACCCCCAGUCCCUGCCCAGGCUCCGGCACGACACGCAGCAGCGCAUGUACGACGUGAUCCUGCACGUAGGGGAUUUUGCCUAUGACAUGGACCAGUGUAAUGCCAUGGUUGGAGACGCCUUCAUGCGCAAGAUCGAGCCCGUCGCUGCGUCGGUGCCGUAUAUGACGUGCCCAGGGAACCACGAGGAGAAAUACAACUUCUCCAACUACCGUGCCCGAUUCAGCAUGCCUGGUAACACGGAGGGCCUGUGGUACAGCUGGGACAUCGGCCCUGCCCACAUCAUCUCCUUCUCCACCGAGGUGUAUUUCUACCUGAUCUAUGGCUGCCACCUCGUCCAGGAGCAGUACCAAUGGCUAGAGAGAGACCUACAGGAGGCCACACGGCCGGAUCGGCGCCGGCGGCACCCGUGGAUCAUCACCAUGGGGCACCGGCCCAUGUACUGCUCCAACAAUGACCUCGAUGACUGCACGAGGCACGAGAGCAUCAUUCGCCGAGGGCUCCCCCAACAUAAGUAUGGCCUGGAGGACCUGUUCUAUAAAUACGGUGUCGACCUAGAGCUGUGGGCCCACGAACACUCCUACGAGAGGCUGUGGCCUGUCUACAACUACCAGGUCUACAACGGCAGCGCCAAAUCGCCCUACACCAACCCCCGGGCGCCCGUCCAUGUCAUCACUGGAUCAGCUGGCUGUAAGGAGAGGCUGGACCCGUUUGUCCCCAACCCACGGGAGUGGAGCGCCCUGCGCAUCGAGGACUACGGCUACACGCGCCUACAAAUCGUCAACCGCAGCCACAUCUGGCUGGAGCAAGUGUCUGAUGACCAGGAUGGGAAAGUCGUGGAUGGGAUCUGGCUCAUCAAGGAGUUGCACGGCCCCAAAGCUUGGCAUUAGCCUGGCAGCAGGCACCCAGCCCUGAGUUGAGCAGAGGGAUUGCGUCCCCAGGACACCCUGAAAUCCUCGUUAUCUGGGUGGAGGCAGAGCUCCCUGCGGGGCUACAAACGAAUCUGAUCAAAUCCAAAGGCUGUUCUUGCAGUCCCUGAUGUAUGGCACUGGAAGGACACGCCUGCCCCUGCAGCUGGGGAAAACCUGCUGCUGGGUCUUUAUGAUGGUGAAAAAGCACUUUGCUGCAACUGGGUGUAUUAGGUCUCAGAGCACUUUAUACAGGUGGAGUUGUGUCUGUGUAUUCCUAGUUUUUGGCAGGGGAAACUGAGGCACAGAGAAAGGAAGAACCGUGACCAAAAUCAUGUAGGGGUCUUGCUUUCCAGUCUUCCCUGCCCUAAUCACUAGACACCAUUCCCCUCUCAGAGUCAGGAAUAGAACCCAGGAGUCUUGAUGCCCAGUCCCGUGCUCUAACCAUUACACCCCACUCUCCACCAAGAGGCAGGAACAGAUACCAGGAAUCCUGAUUUCCAGCCCCCCUGUUCUAACCACUAGAUCUACCCCUCACCCCUAGGAUGUCAGGAAUAGAACCCAGGAGUCUUGAUGCCCAGCCCCAUGCUCUAACCAUUACACCCCACUCUCUGCCAAGAGGCAGGAACAGACACCAGGAAUCCUGAUUUCCAGCCCCCCUGUUCUAACCACUAGAUCUACCCCUCACCUCUAUGAUGUCAGGAAUAGAACCCAGGAGUCCUGACUCCCAGUCCUUUGUUCAGUCCACUGGCUCACUCUGCCUCUUACAAAACCCCCCCCAUAGAGUUAAAAUGUUCUCCAGAUUUUGCCUGAGGCAUCUCGGCCUCUUGAAUCUUUCUAGCCCUCAGACUGUGUUGGGGGGAAGGGGUGCCGGGAUCUGAUGCUUUUCUCUCCUUAUUUGUUCCUUCCUCCAUGAGCUGACGCUCGGUACCAGGCCUUUUCCCCUGCUGCUGGUUCCUGUAAUGCCAUAAGCCCACUAGGAGCUGCAAGGCGGCAAGCGAUGGGGCUAGAUUUGCCUUUCGCCAUCAAGCGUGGCCCAUGGUACAUCUCUGAGGUUCCUUCUAUGAUCCUUAAGGCUUCGAGCCACACGCUGGGUCUUUUGUACUGAUGCUCUGGAAAUUAACGCAACAAAAUCAA